AUGCAUUUAAAGAAGCUCACAAUAAAGGGCUACAAGACCUACCGAGAUCUCACUACCAUAGUCGAUCUACACGCUGGAGUUAAUGUGCUCGUAGGGCUCAAUGGCAGUGGCAAGAGCAAUAUAUUCUCGGCAAUACGAUUCGCUCUUGGUGGGGACGGAGUCAGCAAAGAGCAACAGCGACGGGCUAUGCUCCAUGAAAGUCAGGGGCAGCAAGUGGCCUCAGCCUUUGUUGAGGUUACUUUCGAUAACUCUGAUGGAAAGAUACCUGUAGACAAGGCGGAAGUGGUCCUUCGAAGGACUAUUACCAUCAACACUGACGUGUACGAAUGGAAUGGUAAGGAGGUAACUAAGGCUGAGGUUGAUAGCUGGCUGGAAGGCGCUGGUAUUAGUAAUAAACACAACACGUACUCUAUAGUGGAGAAUGGUAAGGUGACGGCCUUGACGCGAAUGUCUGAUGCUAAGCGAUUGGAUCUUCUCAAGGAGGUAUCGGGAGCUCAUAUAUACGAUGAACGGCGUGCGGAGUCGCUUGCUGUUCUGGAGACUACGAGGAAGAAGAGAGAGCACAUAGCGGAGGUCAUGGAUGAUAUUAGAGGCAAACUCGAUAGGCUAGACGAGGAGCAGAAGGAGCUGCAAGAGGCGAGAGCACUCAGUCGAGAAAGGGUAGCGAUUGAGAGUGUCAUCGCUGAUAGAGAGAAGAGGCAGUGCAGGGAGCGCAUCAAGGAACUCGAGCAGCAGGCAUCGGCGAUUCUGGCCGACCUAGGAGGGGAACAGGGCGUGAUGACGGACAUGUCCGCUGAGGUGGGUCGGGAGAAGUCUGCCUUGGAGGAGCUAACUAAAGAGCUCACCGAGACCUCGACUAGAUUGAGGUUCUUAUCGAAGCGUCGAGAGAAACUAUCUACAGAGCAUGCGGAGAUCUGUGGUGCAUCUGAAGGGCGCGACGAGGCUGUCGAGAAGAGCACAGCUGAGAUGGAGGAGCUACGGGGAAGACUCGAGAGAGCCAACGAGGAGUUGGAUGAUGUGACCACUGCGUUUAAGGGCAAGAAAGCUCAGCUGCAGAGUAUAGAGGAGGAACAGGACUCCUUGCGCUCCGAGUUGGCUGUGGCGACCCGUAAGCGAGAGAAAUUGGCCGUUAAGAAAGGCUCCGGCCCAAGUUACGCAUCGGUGGCGGAGAGGAAUGAGUAUCUCUCCGAAAAGGUGGCAUCCAAGAACCAACGCCUGGAGGAAGUAGAGGGCCUGUUGGGAAAACAAACAGCACAACUCGACGAAGAACAACAAGAGAUUGACCGUAUCGGUGCCGAGAUCGCCCGGCUAGAGGCAGAAAGCCAGGCCUAUGCUGGACAGAAUGGAGAUGCCGAUAUAGCGACCACUGAGAGGAACAUCGCUGACACGCAGGAUGAAAUAAGGCAGAAAAUGAAGGAAAUCAACGCGUUGAGGGAAGAAGAGGAGAGCUUUUCCAGACAGCGGCAAGAGUUACUAGAAGCAGUCUGGCGAACAGCGCCUCGUGCUGUACGAGAGGGGUACACAUGGUUGAUGGAAUCGGGCAUUGACGGUGUUCAUGGGUUACUCAUUGAGCAUGUGGAUAUACUAGAGCAAUACCGUUUGUGCGCCGAAGUCACGGGCGGCUUAUCGUUGUUCAACAUUUUGGUGGACGAUGAUAAAGUGGGAGAGGAAUGUCUCAGCUUUAUACGAGAGAAACAAGUGGAGAUAGGGAAGCCCUUGCGGAUCACCUUGACCCCAUUGGAACAGGUACGAAUCAUUAACAGUGAUGUCUCCUACCCUCGUGGGGAAGUAGCGAAUAUCCUACCACUCGUCGAUGUCAUCGAGAGUCCAGAUUGGGCCCGCUGUGCAGUGGAACAGGUUUGGCGAAGGCAUGUACUCGUGCCGGACCUUGAAAUGGGCGCCAAGCUUGCGGACUUCCAUUUGGAUGCCGUCACCGAAGGUGGAGAUACGAGCACUUGGAGAGGUGUGAUGAAGGGAGGUUACACCAGUCCAGAACGGUACACGAGGCUCCGAGACUGGUAUCACGCUGAGGAGUUGGAGGUGGAUAUAAAUAGGAAUCGAGAAAGAAUAGCCGAAGCCGAAAAACAAGUUCAGCAGCUUCGAACAACAGAGAGGGAGCUACAGGAGCAUCUUGUUGACUUAAGAUGCACUGCUCAAGCUCAGCUCAAUGCCCAAUCCUCCAGGCUUCGGCAGGUGACUGAAGAUCGGGAAGCUGUUCACCGAUUGGAGAAUUCAUUGGAGCUCGCCGCGAAGCUGAAGAGGGAAUAUGAGGCGGAAAGAGAGCAACUAGAACUGGAUAUCAUAGCUAUACGUGCAGAGAUGAAGACGAAGAAGUUGCCAUCUGGAGCCCUCACUGUUGCCGAGGCCCAACAACUAGAGAAGCUGGAGGAGGAAAUCGAGGAGAAGGGACACAGAUUGACACAGAUCACGGAAGCGGCAGGAGAGCUCGCAGACGCCAUCGCGAGGCUUAGAGACCGAGAAUCGCUUCUCAUCGGCAUGCAGAUCCCGAACUUACAGAAGGAGCUCAAGACUGUGGAGAUGAAUUGUACAGAGGCUACCAUCAUUUGGAGGGAACGGCAGCGGAGGCGCCAGUGGCUAGCGGGGGAGUUGGCCGAGAUAGAGCAAGAAUUGGCACUACGAGAAGAGCGGCGAGCUGAGUUGGAGGAGUCCAUAGUGUCUAAGAGUAAGUCAGUGGAAGAUAUGGAGCAGGAAGUGGCAGAGUCCGAGAGGACCAUAUUGAAGCUCAAGGAAAGCUACAAUGAAAAUCAGAAUGAGAUCACGGAUUAUGAAGAUAAGUUCAAAAUCGCUGAUUCGAAGCUGGAUGAGAUCGUCGCGGAGUUGUCGGGUAGUGUUGAGCGAAUUGAAGACGAGACCAAGAAGAUAGGCGAGGGAGUUACCAUACGUCAGCUACAGAGGAGAGCUAUGGAGUGUAGAGGCGAGCUGGAGAAAUACCCUCUUGUUAAUAACAAGGCACUCGAACAGUUUGCUCAGUUUGAUGGCCAGUAUAAGGAGCUACUGCGAAGUCAGGAGGAGAUGGACCAAGGCCAGGUAGCAAUAGACGAGUUGAUAGCCAAAUUAGACGGAGAAAAGGAUAACAACAUCAUCAAGAGCUUUGCUCAAGUUAAUGAACAUUUCGCGGCAACAUUCAGAGAACUAGUUCCAGGUGGCACAGUCAAAAUGAGGCUUCUCAAGCGCGAUCCUAGUCCGGGACUGGAUGAGGGAGAAGACGAGGAGGAGGAGGAACACCAUAUAGGUGCUGCUGCAACAGUCGAUGAGAAGUAUGCUGGAGUAUCGAUCGAGGUGAUGUUCGCUGCUGGAACUACCAACAUGCGUAGAAUGCACGAGUUGAGUGGUAGCCAGAAGUCUGUUGUUGCCGUAGCCCUUCUGUUCGCCAUACUACGUUCAGAGCAGCCGCCCCUUUAUCUGCUAGACGAGAUUGACUCAGCAUUAGAUGCACAAUAUCGAGAGGCCUUCGCGAGGCUCAUAUCGUCUGUGACCAACCCCAACCCUCUAGGGCAUCGUCCUCCCCCACCCGCUCAGGUGAUCUGUAGUACCUGUCGCCCGGAGAUCUGCCAUAUAUCUGAUCGCUGCUAUGAGGUAUCUCUCGAGAAUAGGAGUAGCCGUGUUACACUGUUAUCGGAUUUCCAGCGCUAUUUUGCUCAAGCCUGAAUACUCUACCAUGG
Messenger RNA from Perkinsus marinus ATCC 50983, 3683 nucleotides. RefSeq names its product Structural maintenance of chromosome, putative. The transcript is spliced from 35 exons. Gene Ontology annotation, biological process: mitotic sister chromatid cohesion. Gene Ontology annotation, cellular component: chromosome. Lineage: Eukaryota; Perkinsozoa; Perkinsida; Perkinsidae. Bases 1 to 3669 code for a protein of 1222 amino acids. Gene Ontology annotation, molecular function: cohesin loader activity; protein binding; ATP hydrolysis activity. The record is from RefSeq and is a predicted model, not a curated record.